UCCUGAAUCACCUCAAUCAAUCGACGUCGAAAGAAAAAUAGACAAUCAUUAUUGUUAUUGAUUCUUGAGAGCGUUCAUUUAUUUGUUUGUGGCGUUUUGUUCCCUGCAUUUAUCUCGAGUCGAUCGAACCAUCGCAUCCUCUCUCCGCAUUCCACCACCUGAAACAACAACAACAACAAUGAAGGGAACACGAAGUCUUGGUCAGCUCUUGACCAUUUCCCUCGCCUUGGCCCCUAUAGCAUCUGCCUGGCCAGGUUGGCUUCCGGAUUUAGAUACCCUCGUUGUCCGACAAGAUGAUAGCUCGUCGACACAACAAGUCGAUGCCACAUCCACAGCCACAACCGAUGCUGCUACGUCGACUGAUGCGACUGAUAGUUCAACCGAUCAAGCCACUAGCACCGCCAACAGCAAAGACCCGCAGACGACGAACCUUAACACGGCCAAGAUAACUUCAACUGGCACGGGCACGGGCUCUAGCGGGAGCACGGCUACCGGUAACAGCACUACUACCCGCUCAACCUUCGAUGCGCAAGAUGGAGCUGGCGGCGUUGCCAUGAUCACGCCUGCCACUACUGCAGGAACGACGCUCUACAGAAUUGGAGACACGACCCCAAUUACCUGGGUUUGGAAUUACACCUCUCUCCAAGCGUCGCCGACCGCUAUCGACGUCCUUGUAUCGUGCUCCACGGCUUCGGCUACCUGGACCUUGACUCAGAACAUGACUUUUGAGCCGACUGCCACAUUCAAGUGGGAUACUAAGAACUACUCAGAGAGUGCUGUAGCCAGCCCGUUACUAGUUGCCAUGUACACACUCCUUGUCCACGAUUCCGACUCAUCUCAGGACGCUACCGCCGAAGCCGGUUACCUUGCCCCGUAUGACGGUUUCACGUUCGGUCUGUACACAUCCCGGCCGUACCAAGAUCUCGGCGAGUGGAAGUGCGCGACGUGCAGUGGUGCUUUAGGAGAAGCCGACCGCCAAGCCUUAGGUUUUGCCGUUACGAUGAGCCUCAUCACCAUCCUUAGCUUCACGUGGUAUGUGACAGGAUUCGCUACGUUGCUGUAGUCGCAAUUCAUUACAUCCUUCAGGUAUUCGAGCAGUAUAUGAGGAGACGGUUAUUUUCUGAAUGCACAUAUUUUGGAGAUACGAGACAGCAUCUUAAUGGACAACUAUUUAAACACGGUAAUCUGGGAUUCAGGAUAUAACAUCAUGUAGUGGCGUUUUUUGAAAUGCGUUUGCAAGGGCUGAGGUGGGAGGGAUGCGUUCUUCUGGCAACGGAUCGAAAAUGGCGACAACUUAUU
This is a messenger RNA of Annulohypoxylon truncatum, 1299 nucleotides long. RefSeq lists its product as uncharacterized. Lineage: Eukaryota; Fungi; Ascomycota; Sordariomycetes; Xylariales; Hypoxylaceae. The transcript is spliced from 2 exons. Bases 179 to 1063 code for a protein of 294 amino acids. The record is from RefSeq and is a predicted model, not a curated record.